Messenger RNA from Fragaria vesca subsp. vesca, 1509 nucleotides. RefSeq lists its product as uncharacterized. Bases 1 to 1509 code for a protein of 502 amino acids. The transcript is spliced from 14 exons. Gene Ontology annotation, cellular component: nucleolus; small-subunit processome. Lineage: Eukaryota; Viridiplantae; Streptophyta; Magnoliopsida; Rosales; Rosaceae. Gene Ontology annotation, molecular function: RNA binding. The record is from RefSeq and is a predicted model, not a curated record.
AUGGAUAUCCACGGCCAGAGAUGGAAGUCGGCGGACGAUAUGCAGGUGGUGCUGUACCGUCGAUCACUGGCAUCACGCUUUUCUUUUCACAAAAAAGGUCCGUCUUCGGAUCCAACAAGCUCUUUGCCGAUUGCAAUAAGAACACAAGGAGCAACGGCGCUGCUGAGUAACCCGCCGUUGAACAAAGAUGGCGUGCUUUCAUAUACCUCCAUGUCUCUCGCUUUUUUACACUAUCGAGAAAAGGAGUUAAAGCAUGAAUGGCCCCUGGUGGAGUCGGCCUUCCAAGAGCAUGGCAUGUCAUGCAAACUCAAUCUGGAUGAGGGUACCCUAACAGUCGCAACAACCCCAAAGACCAGGGCUGCAGAUAUCAUCAACAAGGCUAGGGACCUCCUUGUUCUUUUGGCUUUGCUUCCUGUUCCACCAUCAGCGGCCGUCGACAUACUGAGUGGCAAGCGGCUUUAUGACAUCAUCUGGACUUGCGAUUCUAAUGGUGGUCUUGCCUCUCAACUUCCCUUGCCGAGUCGGAUGCGUUAUUUUUCACGGAUGAGAAAGCUUCGCCGCAGCAUCAAGGACCUUAUGUGUCUAACUGGUUGCCCCAUCUUCUAUAAUCUGGGAAUUUGUGUCGUUGUCUUUGGCCAUCAACCUCGAUCAUUAGUGCUGGUCAGGAACGUUGUGUCAUCCUGCAUUUUUUACAAUCAAGAUCCUGCAACUAUUAUCAGAUUGAUAACCUUGGGUCGUCAAAGGAACGCACAGUCGACAGUCAAUCUUGAGAUGGACGCUUAUGGGUUUGAAACUGCUCCCGGAGCAGAUAUUACAUUCUGUAUUGCCGACUACAUGUCCAAGGCACCAGUACUUGAAUACCAAAAGUUGGAGCGUGUGAGGAAGAAGUAUCUAUUUGGCCCUUCGGUGAACAAAGAUGGAAUGUUUGUGUGUGGUUCAUACUUCCUUAAAAAGCGAGAACGAGAUGUUGUAGAAGCUUGGCCAAUGUUAAAAUCGGUUUUAGAAGAGUGUGGCAUUACUUGCACGAUGUAUCAGGCUGAGCAUUUCAUGACAUUGUCCACAACCAGUUUGACUAAGGAUCCAGAGUUUAUUAUUCACAAGGCCAGGGAUGCUCUUGAACUUCUGUCGUUAACUUGUGUUCCACCAUCAAUGGUAACGAAAGUAUUGAAUGGCGAUCUGCAUUUUGACAUCAUCAAGACUGGGUAUUUUAAUGGCGGUUUUCUCUCCCAACAUAAGAUUGACAAGAAGCUAUUUUCGAAGCGGCGUAGAGUUCUUGCGCCUUACUUAAAGGAACUUGCACAGCUAUCGGGUUGCAAGAUAUAUGCUGAUGGAUGGGCUAUUACUGCUAUGGGAGGUGAACAUCGAGGACUGAAGGUUAUCAGGAAGGGUGUGACACGCUGCCUUGUUGACAAUUGGAGACCUAGUAGUAUGAUUCGGUAUGUGAAGUUGAGUCUUGAUAGGAGGAAGAUGAAGGUGAAAGGGGAAUCUUGCAUGAACAUGGUGAUUUAA